This is a messenger RNA of Penaeus indicus, 3820 nucleotides long. Its product is annotated as transcription factor GATA-4-like. The transcript has 9 exons. Gene Ontology annotation, molecular function: zinc ion binding; RNA polymerase II cis-regulatory region sequence-specific DNA binding; DNA-binding transcription factor activity, RNA polymerase II-specific. NCBI's taxonomy places the organism in Eukaryota, Metazoa, Arthropoda, Malacostraca, Decapoda, Penaeidae. The record is from RefSeq and is a predicted model, not a curated record. Bases 1247 to 2359 code for a protein of 370 amino acids. Gene Ontology annotation, biological process: negative regulation of transcription by RNA polymerase II; positive regulation of transcription by RNA polymerase II.
AAAGCAACAGGAGACUUUAAGGGAAAAAGAGAGAGGAUUUGAUCAGCUGAUGUAAUUCCGCGGUUUGUUCUGCGCUUGGCGGUUUUGGCGGGAUCCGUGCGCCUCGCGUUCGCUGCGUCGGAGGAAAGGUUUUCGGAGUUCGACGGCGAGAAACGGUCAUUUUUGGACUGUUGGUGGAUUGAGCGGACUGUUGUUUUCCUUUUCUUAGUGUUGAUUUUUUUUUAAAAGAGGAAAAAAAGGUAUAUGGGUGAUCGAUUUUAUGGUAUGACUUAUUUUUAUUCGUGUGCGGUCUAUAUUUUGAUAUUUAGGGUGGUCGGCGGAGCAGCGCGGACUGAAAGAUUUGAUCGGUUUAAAGACAUGGAUAUAUUUCGCUACCAAUUUCGAGUGAGAUCGGAAAAAGAAAGAAGAUAAAUAAUAUCAAAAUAUCCCGAAACAAACACACAAACCGAUCCCAUAACCGUGAUUUUUAUUAAAUAACUCACACCAAAGCACCGGUCCCCCCAAAAAAAUCAAGAGGAAAUCGGAAAAAUAAAGAAAACAACGACCCGACGGCGACGGAAAAUAAUCUAUUCAUUCCGAAGGGAGCUGCGUCCGAUUCACUAUCACGACCCGAUGAGAAAAGAGCCCUGGCCGCGUGCUGAGUUAUGCGGCGUUAGAGCUCACGAAUUAUUACUCGGGAUCCGUGGAUGAUGCGCCGCACUGAACUCCAGAUUACGUAACACUAUUAUAGUGGCCCUCUGACUUCAACACAGUGCCUUCACAGUGCCACCUACGGGCAAGAGAGACCGAAAAGCAAGGAAUGACCAGUGCCUCGACCUCCGUGCCUUGUGUGUGUGUAUAGGUUUUCGUAGUGUAACCGACCGGGCAUUCCGCCGUGCCUUUGACACUGUGUUUGUGAACUCGUUUCCCCUUCGAGCGAUUUCGAAUGUCCCCUCGUUUCCUUUGAUUAGAUGUGGUUUCCUUAGUUUUUUUUAUAAUCAUUUCGAUCCGGAGAUUAAUUCUGGAUAUAAUUAAAUCAUUGUAGCUUAAUUAGAAAGGAAAAUAAUAAGAGAAAGAGAGAGAGAAAUAGAAAGAAAGAAAGAAAAAGCUUGUGACGAGGGUUUUUUGGAGGAAAUCGGAAAGUUACGUGAACGAGAGCACGUUUCUGCAAGACCCCCCCUAUCCCCUCCCCUCCCCCCCUCGACCCCCGGAGGACCCCACGAGCGACCCCAGCGCCCGAGAAGCCCCCGGGGUGGAGUUCUCAGCCAUGUUCCCGCCGGGCAGCGCGGGCGGGUACGGCCAGGAGGGCGGCCAGAACCUCCUCACGCCCUCCAUGUACUCGUCGCACGCCCACACACACAUGCUGCCCUACAACUCGUACUCGGCGCAGCUCGUGCAGCCCUCCACGCCCUCGCCGUCCAUGUGGCAGACGCCCCCCCACACGGCCCUGGCGCCCUCGGCCCCGCCCGCCGACCAGACCUUCUCCUCGCCCCUCGGAUUCAACAGCGGGCGUGAGGGAUACCUGCAGGGCGCGGGCUCACAGGGCCUGCAGGCGCCCAUCAGCCCGUACCAGGCCUACGCCCAGAUGAACCACGGCAUGUGGCGCCACUACGACUCCAUGGGCCUCCAGGGCAUCACCAAUUACCCCGGCAGCGAAUUUUGCGCCGAGAGUCGGGAGUGCGUGAACUGCGGCGCCGUGCAGACCCCGCUAUGGAGACGCGAUGCAACGGGCCACUAUUUGUGCAACGCCUGCGGUCUCUACACCAAGAUGAAUGGGAUCAACAGGCCACUCAUUAAGCAUUCUAGGAGACUGGACGGUUUCUCCUUCCAAACCUCGGCGCGCAGGAUGGGCCUCAUGUGCUCCAACUGCGGCACCACGACGACCACUCUCUGGCGCAGAAACAACGAAGGCGAGCCCGUGUGCAACGCAUGCGGCCUGUACUACAAGUUGCACGGAAUCAACCGGCCGUUGCAGAUGCGGAAGGACUCCAUCCAGAGCCGCAAGAGGAAGCCGAAGAACAAGAAAACGGACGAGGCGCCGGAGGAGAAGGAGAAGGAGAAGAAGCCAGCAGCCGAGGAGCAGCCGUCCAAGGAGACCGAGCACCGCGCUCCCGAGCCCGCCACUGCCAUCUCCCCCCCGAAGCCCCCCCAGCAAACUCAGCCUCCGCAAGCCAGCCAAUCAGCUGCCAUCCCCAGCACCAGCAGCCAAUCAAACGUGAAGAUCAAGCAGGAGAGCCAACCCCCUUUCACCGCGUUGCCCAGCCCCCCCUCCGGCCUCGUGACCCCGCCAAUCACACCAAGUCUGAACUGCACCUCGACCAAUGGGAUGUUCGGGCCGUACGCGUCGGGAACGUCCAAUUUCAAGCUAAUGAUAAGUUAAGAGGAGGCGGCCGCGACGACGGCGAGAACAAGUUGGGGGAAAAAAAGGGAAAAAAAGAGAAAAGAGGGGAAGGAAAAAGAAGGAAAAGAAGAAGAAGAAGAAGAAAAAUGAAGGAAAAAAAAUAGAGAGAGAGAAAGUUGAAAGAAUCGGAAAAUUGGAAGCGAGAUGCAGGCGGGUAGGAGGAGAAGGAGGAAGAGGGUUAAGAAGAGAGAAGAGAAAAGUGGAAGAAAUAUGAUAAGGGGGGGAGGGGAGAAGAAGUGUGAAGAGAAGGAGGAUAAUAAGUGUGUCCUUUUUUUUGGAUGCCAUCGGAUGCGGGUGAAGGGAGCGGCCGCAGUCGGUCUUGGCGUCGGGGGUCUGUCUCCCUGACCCCCCUCCCCCCCCAAGCUGAGACCCGACCCGGCCGCGGAUUGCUCCCUCGGCGGCGCCUCGACUGUGAAUGCUCUUCUUCAAAGUGGCCAUAUAGAAAUAGAUAUAUAUAUAUACAAAUACAUAUAUAUCUCCAGGUCCUGCCGGACGCUCCGACGAAACGGAACUCGCAGAGGUGGGCAAAGCUCGCGUCUCCGAAGGCAGCGCCGCGUCGGAAGCGGUCGGUUGGUCGGGCCUCCGGUCGGCCGAUGCACGGUGCAGUCGGCAACGUUUGUGUGGAUGUUUGUGUCGAUGGCCGAGCCAGCCGGCGACACCGCGGCCGCAGACUGGUGUACGGAGAACCGCCAUAGACCUGGAUGUCUGUUUUAUCUGCACUAUGAACUACCUUUGAAAUUAGUUUUUGAGGGAAGCCAUUUGACAAAAAGAGUAAACAAAAUAAACAAAUAAAAAAUACAAAAAAAAAAAUAUUGACGAUAAUGGCUUUUUUCACAGUGCAGUAGUUUUACAUUUAAAAGAAAAUAAUUCUACUUAACUAUUUACAAAAAUGUGAUAAGAGAAAUCGCAGUUAGUGAGACGAGGGUUAUAUAUGGUGCGAAAAUAUUAAGAAUGGACUUUAUUAUCGAAUCACAUAUUACUAAAUUAAAACAAUUGGCAAGACAGAAAAAAAAAUCUUAGAAACAGUCGAAGUACAACUAUAUUUGAAGAGCGACAGCCUUCAACAUAACCGUUACUUCAACUCUUCAAACACGAAAGUUUAAAUUUAAAUUCAAGUCAAGGAUCCCUAACGUCUCUUUCUCUCUCUCUCACUGUGAAACCGUGCAAUAGAUUGAUGCUAUGUAUAUUAGAGACUUAAUACUUAGCAGUAUAAACUGUUUGGGAAAUGAGUCUUUACUUAAAUUAGUAUAGGGUAAUACUAGUUGGUUGGUUUGUAUUGUAUAGUAAAGUGAUGUGAACACACUUUUUUUACUUGAAAACGGAGCAAAUGGAAAGGUAAUGCAAGUGAUACUUUUUUUUUCAAGUGAAAGGACAGAUAACUCGUAGACGGAAUAGGUAAACCCGUAAAAAAAAUCAGGUCUCCUCAAUUUUUUUUUUUUC